AUGAGUUUCCCGUUGAUCAUCUGUAUCACCCUUGUUUCAUUCUCCAUGAAUUUCUCACCUGCAGCAUUUCAGUCUCACUUCACAUAUGGAAACCAAACUGACCGUUUAGCUUUACUUGAGUUCAAAAGUAGGCUUAUGUAUGGCAUAAAAGUAGCACAAGGCUUGUGGAAUGAUCCCGAUCAUUGUAGUUGGAUAGGAGUUUCAUGUAAUCGUGAGCAUCCAAGAAGGGUUACCGUUUUGGAUCUUAGUCAUUCGGAAUCGGUUUUGAGUGGCCCAGCGAAAAUACCUUCAGAUAUAGGAAAUCUUACGUUCUUAAUAGCUCUACGCUUGGAUUUUAGUGGCUUCUACGGUGAAAUUCCCCAAGAAAUUGGUCGUUUAUCCCGGCUUCUGUUUCUAUACUUAAAUAACAACAAUCUUGAAGGGGUAAUUCCUCCGUCCUUGAAGAAUUUGAAGGGAAUUGAAGAGUUAGUUCUUGGAUAUAAUAGCUUGUCUGGUCCAAUUCCAGAGUAUCUUGAGUCAUUUCAUUCUCUACAGAAACUGGAUUUGUCUUGGAAUAAUUUUGAAGGUGAAGUACCAAUAGAAGGGAUUUUCAAGAACGCAAGUGCAUUUUCAUGUGCUGGAAACAAUAAUCUAUGCGGAGGAACUCCUUUACUAAGGUUACAUAUUUGCCCGGAAACUCCCCCUAAGGAAUCAAGCGAACCUCUUUCUCGCAUAAAACUGCUCUUAAUAUUUUGUGGAGUUGUUUUUUGUGUUACUAUUAUCUUGGGUUUCUUUGCCGUAUUCCUUAUGUGGAGAAGAAGAAGAGCGAGAAUCAGACCUUCUUCUUCUGAAUCUCCUCCAUUUAGUGAUAUGCUUCAAAAAGUCUCGUACAAACCUUCUUCUUCCAAUUCUGAUAUGUUUCUCAAAGUGUCAUACAAAGAGCUUCUUAAAGCAACAAAUGGAUUCUCUGCAAAAAAUCUAGUUGGAGUUGGUGGUUAUGGUUCUGUUUACGUAGGAAUUUUACGGCUCAGCCAGGAGAUAACAGCAGCUGUUGCAGUGAAAGUACUAGAUCUUCAAAGGCGUGGAGCUUCUAAAAGCUUCAAGGCAGAAUGUGAAGCGUCAAGAUGCAUUCGACAUCGCAAUAUUAUGAAGAUAUUGACUUCUUGCUCUAGUGUCGAUUUUAAGGGAAAUGAGUUCAAAGCUCUGGUUUACGAAUACAUGCCUAACGGGAGUCUUGAGGACUGGUUGCACCCAACAGCCAAUAACAGACAACAUUGGAGGUCAACAAAGAGGCCACUGAAAUUUAUCGAGAGAAUAAACAUAGCUAUUGAUGUUGCAUCUGCAUUAGAUUAUCUUCAUCGACAAUGCCAGACACCAAUAGCUCAUUGUGAUCUAAAGCCAAGAAACGUAUUACUUGACGAGGACAUGAACGGCCAUCUUGGAGAUUUUGGAUCAGCUAAGUUUCUUCGCGGAGUUGUUGUCAAUGUUGAUUGCAGUUCCUCAUUCCGGAUUAGGGGAUCGAUUGGGUAUGUUGCUCCAGAGUGCGGAAUGGGUACAGCAGUCUCUACAAUUGGCGACUAUUAUAGCUUCGGGGUCAUGUUGUUAGAGUUGUUUACAGGAAAGAGACCUACAGCCAACAUGUUCAAAGAUGGCCUCAGCCUUCAUAGUUUUGCAAAAACGGCUCUUAGUACUGAUAGAGUUAUACAGAUCGUUGAUAAUACACUUGUUCUUCUCCAAAAUGGUGAGAGAAAGGCUAAGUUCUGCAAGGCUUUAACAGAGAUAUUCGAACUUGGUGUUACAUGUUCUAUUGAGUCUCCAAAAGAACGGAUGGAAAUGGAACUUGUCGUAAAAGAAUUGCAAUCAAUAAAGAAUGUGUAUCUCUCUUGAGAAUGAAGAAAACAGUAUUACCAUUUCCAUUUACCAUCGGACUCCAAGUGUGACUCACAUUAUGUCGGAGUGUGGGAUCGAUAUAAAAUCUAUUGACUCUGAAAAAACAUAAGAGUCAAAAUAAUAGAGGACAGACAGCGUACAAGAGGAAACACCAACUGGGUCCAAUUUCCAAGCAGCAGCUGGGUGAUUUCCAGUGGUGUUGAUUGUGAUAGUGAUCUGUGUUAACAUGGAUAAUAAGGUUGAUACAGAAGCAGAAGAUAAUGUUGAUAAGGGGAAAGUGCGGAAGAAUCAAAAGUCCCUUGGAUAUUACUUCCUCUAAUUCGCUUAUGCAUUCUCUGAAUUCUCAUGCAUAUUUUUUACUAAUUAUAAAAGAAAUCCAUUUUUAUUUUUAUUUUUGUACUGUGGGCCACUGGACAUGUGUUGUCGUGUGUGUAUAUAUAUA
Molecule: messenger RNA, 2311 nt
Organism: Papaver somniferum (opium poppy)
Lineage: Eukaryota; Viridiplantae; Streptophyta; Magnoliopsida; Ranunculales; Papaveraceae
Product: putative receptor-like protein kinase At3g47110
Exons: 2
Coding region: 1-1866 (621 amino acids)
Biological process (GO): protein phosphorylation
Molecular function (GO): protein binding; ATP binding; protein kinase activity
Source: RefSeq, a predicted model, not a curated record